UUUUGGGCAGCAGAGGGGUCGCUCCUGAGGGCUCCCCCACACUCCCUGAGGAGAAGCGAGGCCCUGAGCGGCGCCGCCCGCCUCGGGACGUGGCAGCGCCCAUGGCGGGCGGGGCUGAGGCGGCGCCAGGUGAGCGCUCCCCGUACCUGCGCCACGUGGGGGGCGGGCAGCGAGCGCCGCGGCCCCAAACUCGCCCGCAGCCAUUUGCCAGCUUCCCAGGGGUGCAGGCAGCCCUCUGCCUCCCCCUCGGGAAGGAAACGACACCAAUCCUACAGAUCCGAGCGGGAUCAGCUGAAGGGGGGAGGGAAGGAAGGGAAGGGAAGGGGUUGCCCCCUGCGCCGCGGCUGCAGGUGGGGGCUCUGCCGGCUUGGGAGAGACCCGAAGAGGGAAAGUUUCUGGGCUCUUCUCUUCCCCCCUUCCUUCCUUCCUUUUUUUUUUUUUUUUUUUUUUCCUCCUUUUUUCCCCCUUUUCCACUUGCCUGGCGGCACCAUGACGGCGUCUCCCGACUACCUGGUGAUCCUCUUUGUGACCACGGCGGGCACCAACGGGGCCAGGCUGGGCUCGGAUGAGCGGGAGCUGCUCCAGCUCCUGUGGAAAGUGGUCGACCUGAGGACGAAGGAGCUGGGGUGCCCUCACGACGUGCUGGUCAGGCCCGACCACCCGGAGCUGACUGCCGAGUGCCAGGAGGUCACCAAGGUGGACGUGGAGAGCCUGGCGCUGGCUCCACCGCUGGAGCAGGCGUUGAGACAGUUUAAUCAGUCCGUGAGCAAUGAGCUGAACAUUGGUGUGGGUACUUCCUUCUGUUUCUGUACUGAUGGGCAGCUGCACAUUAGGCAGGUUCUGCAUCCUGAAGCUUCCAAAAAGAAUAUCUUACUGCCUGAAUGCUUCUACUCCUUUUUUGACUUGCGGAAAGAGUUCAAGAAGUGUUGCCCUGGCUCACCCGAUAUUGGCAAGCUGGAUGUUGCGGCCAUGACAGAAUAUUUAAAUCUUGACAAGAACAGUUCAGCGCUUCCCUAUGGAGCCUCUCAAGUUGAAGAUAUGGGGAAGAUUAUUUUAACACUAAUAUCUGAACCAUACAAUCACAAGUUCUCAGAUCCGGAAAGAGUGAACUACAAAUUUGAAAGUGGGCCUUGCAGCAAGAUGGAGCUUGUGGAUGACAAUGCUGUCAUUCGAGCAAGAGGACUACCUUGGCAGUCGUCUGACCAGGACAUAGCGAGGUUCUUCAAAGGCUUAAACAUUGCCAAGGGAGGUGCUGCACUCUGCCUCAACGCCCAGGGCCGGAGGAAUGGGGAGGCUCUCGUGAGGUUUGUAAGUGAAGAGCACAGAGAUCUAGCGCUGCAGAGACACAAGCAUCAUAUGGGGAAUCGCUACAUUGAGGUAUACAAGGCAACAGGUGAAGACUUCCUUAAAAUUGCAGGAGGCACUUCCAACGAGGUUGCACAGUUCCUAUCGAAAGAAAACCAAGUGAUUGUCAGGAUGCGAGGCCUUCCUUUCAACGUGACGACGGAAGAAGUGCUGACGUUCUUUGGCCAGCACUGCCCUGUAACAGGAGGGAAGGAGGGAGUCCUAUUCGUCACCUACCCUGACAGCCGGCCAACGGGGGAUGCCUUUGUGCUGUUUGCUUGCGAGGAGUACGCGCAGAACGCGCUGAAAAAGCAUAAGGACUUGCUGGGAAAAAGGUACAUUGAACUCUUCAGGAGCACUGCAGCAGAAGUUCAGCAGGUGCUGAACAGGUACUCUUCCACGCCUCUCAUUCCUCUCCCAACGCCUCCUAUUCUUCCAGUAUUACCUCAGCAGUUCGUGCCUCCCACUAACGUCAGAGACUGCAUACGCUUGCGUGGCCUUCCCUAUGCUGCCACUAUUGAGGAUAUCCUGGAGUUCUUGGGGGAGUUUUCUACAGAUAUUCGGACCCACGGCGUCCACAUGGUGCUGAAUCACCAGGGACGUCCAUCGGGAGAUGCUUUUAUUCAGAUGAAAUCUGCAGACCGAGCUUUUCUGGCUGCACAGAAGUGUCACAAGAAGACAAUGAAGGACAGAUAUGUUGAAGUCUUUCAGUGUUCUGCUGAGGAGAUUAACUUUGUAUUAAUGGGGGGCACUUUAAAUCGAAAUGGCUUGUCCCCACCACCAUGCCUUUCACCCCCUUCCUACUCCUUCCCGACUCCUGCAGCAGUUGUGCCAACAGAAGCAGCUCUGUACCAGCCAUCCAUGCUCCUGAACCCACGAACACUCCAGCCCUCCACGGCGUACUACCCUGCUGGGGCCCAGCUCUUCAUGAACUACACAGCCUACUACCCCAGGUAAAGCAGAAGAGAAAACCAAGCAGGAACAAAGAAAUCUUCUUGCAGCAAAUGCACAAAGCUCACCAAAGAACGUUGUCUGUCAUGCUAAAGGCUUGUGCUACAAAGAACAGCUUGUUCAGUAUCUUGUUCAGGGAAACAAUUCCAGGAUAUCUAGGGAUUUCCCAAGUUUUAGACUAUUUCAGGUAGUGAUGAUUAUUUUUUUUUUAAACAAGUUGCACGGUUACAGUGGGAAUUCUGUGGUUUUGUUUUUCUCUCACAUGCCUCUUCAACUCGUUAGGUUGCAUCAUUGUGCCCUUGGUAGGAAUUGAUUAUGGACACUCCUACCUGGGUCCACAAAGACACCUUUGGCCCCCUUUCAGAAGGGGUGGAUUGGGGUCUUGCCUUAUAACGUUUCCUGAAAUCCUGCCUCUUUGUUUUUUUUUUGGUUUUUUUUUUUUUUUUGUAAUAAAGUAACAUUUGACCUUUACGGUGAAAAUUCUGUUUACUUAUUUAUGAAAAUAUUGCAUUGAAGCAUAUGCGUAUUGGAUGCAUAUGUGAAACACGUGCCUUGGAGCAUAUGUUCUCCCUGACCUCAUGAACACCUCUUGUGAAAGGCUCUCCUGCACAAACUACCCGUCUUCUGCAGAACAAAGACUCUUCGUACCUCUUGUUCUCUGCAGUCAUGAGGCCUUGGAAAGAGCCACGUUCCCUACAAGCCAUAAACUGCUCCUCAGCUGUCAGGGGAACUGAGAAAAGAACCCCAAGUUUUCAAUCAGGUUCAGGCGAGAGCUUUUUAUCUCUGGAGAAGGGUCCAAAUAGCUACUUUUGGAGUUGUUGAGCAGUACGGACUCUGUAGCACCUGUAAGAUAACCAAAGUUUUCUAACUACUCUAACUAAACUAAACCAUUAUGUCUGUGAGCUGCCUGUUUUUUUCAUUAAAAUGUGUUUUUCACUCAAAGUUAAUUUCUAUAAUGCUUUCAUGUGUCUUAUGGUUAUGACAUGUUACCAAACUCAGCCUCUUUCAUGUAAGAUCAAAAAAAUAAAAUAAAAUUCCAGAACUUGCACUGGCAACAUACAA
Molecule: messenger RNA, 3357 nt
Organism: Anas platyrhynchos (mallard)
Lineage: Eukaryota; Metazoa; Chordata; Aves; Anseriformes; Anatidae
Gene: ESRP1
Product: epithelial splicing regulatory protein 1
Molecular function (GO): RNA binding
Source: RefSeq, a predicted model, not a curated record